AUGUCAGUUUAUUCGGAUAUACUUUUUAAAAUUCUGAAAGGAAUCAUCACCUCAAGGUAAAGAGUGUAAGGCUUCCAAAAGAAUUUCAGGUAUCUCCCAACAAAAAAAGAUAUUUUAUCUGAUCAUUGUAAUUAAUUAAUUGAGAUAUUUUAAUUUCAAUAAUUGUGUUUUGUAUAUAAAAAUAAUUCAAGAUUAAAGAAGACAUUUACUUCUUCCAUCAACAUCUUAAUGAGACAUAAAAACUAAUUUUAGUUGAAGAAUGGAAAAACUUAAAGUAUUUAUUCGACUGAAUCAACAAUUUAAACUCCAUCUAGAUAAUUGUCACCUAAAUCACCAUAGAUUUGGACUUCAUCUGCCUUAUCGUAUUCAAGUAAUAUCCAUCAAAUUAUUUUAUAGAUUUGCCUAUAUAAUCUGAUGCAUAAUAUUAAGCAAAAAUUAAAGAGCUUUUAGAAGAAAAUUAAAAGUUGAUUUAGAAAAGCUCUGUGCAAGAUUUAAUCAUUAAUAAAUUAUAACAAAUAGAAGAAUAGGAACCAAUACGAUCCAGCAGAGUUAAUACUUUAAAUAAUGUUCGAAAUAAUGAUAGAAAAUAAAUCAUUAAAAUUUAAAAACCUAUUUAUACAAGAGAAGCAGAAAGCAAAGAUGAUAAAAUGCUAUUUACUUUCUUUAGUCCAGAACCAAAUCAGAAAACUAGUGUAUGUAAACUUCCAAAAGUGUUUUAAGUAGUACCUAAGAAAAGAAAAUAUUUUAUAUGA
This is a messenger RNA of Paramecium pentaurelia, 752 nucleotides long. The record is from the annotation of a GenBank genome assembly. Lineage: Eukaryota; Ciliophora; Oligohymenophorea; Peniculida; Parameciidae.